AUGAACAUCAAAGAAUUAUGGUACGGUUUAAGAGGUCAGUCUGUGCACCCAGAUAGGUUAGAAUUAUUAACUGAUGAUAGGGGUGCCAUGCACAUGUUGAACAUUGCUAGGUUAAAUGAUGAAGUUCAUCUGUAUGUGGUUCAUAAUAUGAUGGAACCAGAAAUAAUAGAAAUGAUUGAUUGGGUUGGUGGUCAAGUUGAUGAUGAAGGUGAUGUUGCAAGACAAGUGGAGGAGGUUGAGGUUGAGGUUAUUCGUGAUGGUCAGCUUGGAACAGAAAUGGUGGAGGGUGAGGGGGAUGCCCAGGAUGGUGAUGGUCUGGAUCAUACUGCAGUAGGAAGAAAAAUGGUUGAGGGUGAGGAUGAUGCUCAUGAGGGUGAAGGUGAUGGGUAUGAGGGUGAUGGUGAGGAUCAUAGUGAUGUUGGUACAAAAAGGGUUGAGGGUGAGGGUGAGGGUAAUGGUGAGGAUCAUAGUGAUGGUGGUACAAAAAUGGUUGAGGGUGAGGGUGAGGGUGAUGGUCAGGAUCAUAGUGAUGUCCAUGAGGAUGUUGAGAUCCAUCAUGUAGAGGAAGCUGAGGUACAUGAUGUAGAUGAUUUUGAGCUAGAGGAUUAUGGAGAGGAUGAUGAUGUAGAAGACAGUGAGGGUGAUGCACAUCAGGCAGAGACUGAGGAUGAAGAUGUAGAUAGCAGUGAAGGAAGUCUAAUUGAUGUUAGCGUGCAUUGUGACAUUGGGACUUCUAAAGGAAAUGUGGGAGAACAAGCUUCCAGUGCCUUACUUGAGUCUGAACGGUCAACAUAUAAUGAAUUUAUUGAUGAUAUGUGUGGGUUGUCUGACAAUGAGUGGUUAUCAGAGGAGUUGUUUAGUGGAUCAGAUAGUGAGGACAAUCAUGUGAGGACUAAGAUAAGGUUUCCCACUUUUAGUAUGCCUAAAACUUUGGUGGGUUAUAAAUGGGAAGUAGGAACCUAUUUUACUGAGAAAAAUGAAUUCACAGAUGCCAUAAGGACUUAUGCACUAAGUAAUGGGAGAAGUUUAAAAUUUAUUAAGAAUGACAAGAAAAGGAUUUCUGUCAAGUGCUUGGGUGGAAGAGGAAAUUGUAAAUGGUAUGCGUAUUGUUCCUUUAGGACUGAUGUCAGUGCAUGGCAACUGAGAAAAGUGUUUGAUGUUCACAACUGUAGUAGAGAUUUCAAUGUAAAGUUGAUGACUUCAAAGUGGUUGAGUGAAAGGAUGGAGAAAACUGUGAGAGAAAAUCCUACAAUGAAGGUCAUGGACAUUAGGGACAAAGUUACUAGGAAAUGGAAUGUAGGAAUUUCAAGAAAUAUGGUGUUUAGGGCAAGAGCAAUGGCAAGAGAUAAGGUUGAAGGAUCAUUCAAGGAUCAAUAUAGAAGACUUCACGAUUAUGGUCAUGAGUUGCUGAAAACAAAUCCAGGAACAACAGUACAAAUUAAAGUUGAUAACAGUAAUGGUGAGGUCAUAUUCCAAAGAUUUUAUGCAUGCUUGAAGGCAUGCAAGGAUAGCUUCAUUUGUUGUAGACCUAUUAUUGGCUUGGAUGGAUGCUUUCUGAAAAGCAAGUAUGGAGGGGAGUUACUAACAGCAGUGGGAAGAGAUGGAAACGAUCAAAUGAUGCCCAUAGCAUAUGCUAUUGUUGAGGUAGAAAACAAAGACUCCUGGACUUGGUUCUUGGAGCACCUUAUUGAGGACCUUGGUGGGGCAGCUGUAUGUGCAGGAUGCACAUUUAUUUCAGACCAACAAAAGGGUCUUUUGCCAGCAAUCCAAGAUCUUCUACCUGGUGUAGAACAAAGAUUUUGUGUUAGGCAUUUAUAUUCAAACUUCAGAAAAAAAUUUCCUGGAAAAAACCUUAAACGUCUCAUGUGGCGGGCAGCAACAGCAACACACCCACAACAAUGGGAGACUGAAAUGAGGAAUAUUAGAGACAUAAAUUUAGACGCAUUUAAAUAUCUGCUUGCCAUCCCACCUAGGUUUUGGUCAAGAUCUAGAUUCACAUCUAGAUCACAAUGUGACACUCUUGUGAACAACAUGUGUGAGAGCUUUAAUAGUGUGCUAGUUGAUAGUAGGUCUAAGCCUAUUAUUAGCAUGUUAGAAGACAUAAGGGUUUACAUAAUGAAGAGAUGGGCUGCCAACAGGACAAAGAUCACAUCAUAUCAAGGUUCAAUCUGCCCCAAGGUUUUUAACAGAUUUCAGAAGGAGUCCUGGUUAACUAGAUAUUGGUUACCAAGAAAAUGGGCAAUUACUGGCAUUCCGUGUACUCAUGCCAUCACUGCAAUGAAAUUUUUGAAUAUAAAUGCAGAAGAAUACAUUGGCCACUGGUUUAGGAAGUCUACUUAUGAAGAGACUUACAACACAAUAAUUAACCCUAUCAAUGGACAACAUGUCUGGGAUGUUACACCCUAUGCAGAUAUAUUACCACCAAAGAAGAGGACAAUGCCAGGAAGGCCCAAGAAGAAACGAAGACUAGAGGAUUGGGAGUUGAAGAAGAAUAACAGUGAAUUAAGAAAGGGUGGGCAGAGGAAAACAUGUGCCAUCUGCAAAGAACUUGGACACAACAGAAAAGGCUGUCCACAAAGACCUCUAACAGUAGAGGUUCCUACAGCCCAAUCUGUACAAGUCACCCAACCUCCAGCAACACAUGUUCCUAUUAGUCACCAAACAACUAUGCCUUUAUCUGAUGAAUGA
Molecule: messenger RNA, 2688 nt
Organism: Vigna angularis (adzuki bean)
Lineage: Eukaryota; Viridiplantae; Streptophyta; Magnoliopsida; Fabales; Fabaceae
Exons: 4
Coding region: 1-2688 (895 amino acids)
Molecular function (GO): zinc ion binding; nucleic acid binding
Source: RefSeq, a predicted model, not a curated record